CUUCUGUCAUCGAUAACUUGAGAAUGUUGGUCAUACUGUUUCCAUGUUAUGCGUCUGUGGUUGAAAGAGCGCGGGUGUAAAGAAAUAUUUGAAGUGAAUCGUAUGUGACAGCCACAGAAAUAUUUUUUAAGGUGCACAAAAACUGUGAUUAUGUCAGCUUCUCCGAAGAAGACAAAGCCUGCAAGAAAGACACCUGCAAAGAGAAAAGCAGCUAAUGGCUAUAAACUACCAGAACCAAUUCCCCUGGGAACAGUUCUCACAGAUAUGAAUAAGAGGAGCUGGAAAAUAGGGCCUUCUAUAGGGAUUGGUGGCUUUGGAGAAAUUUAUUCUGCACGGGAUGAAUCCUCAAAGAGUUCGGAGUACCCUUUUGUAGUUAAGAUAGAACCACAUGAAAAUGGUCCCUUGUUUGUUGAAAUGCAUUUCUACAUGAAAGUGGCUAAGCCCAAAGACAUAGCUGAAUGGACAAAGCAAAAGAAGUUAAAAUGUCUUGGUCUGCCAAUGUAUAUAGGUUCUGGGUCUCACAUGUAUAAUAACCAGAAAUAUCGAUUUCUUGUGAUGGAACGGUAUGGAAAAGACUUAUGGUCACUGUUCCUUGAGAAUAAUCGCACAUUUCCAAUUGCUACGGUGUUGGCAAUAGGUUUACAAAUUGUGGAUGUCCUUGAAUACAUUCAUGAAAAAUCUUACAUCCAUGGGGAUAUCAAGGGUAGUAAUAUACUGUUAAGUCUGAAGAAAGGCUUGGAAGACCAAGUUUACCUUGUGGAUUUUGGUUUAGCAACACGAUAUUCAUCUACAGAAUACAAGCUUAAUCCCAAGAGAGCUCACAAUGGAACCAUUGAGUAUGAGAGCAGAGAUGCCCAUGUGGGAGUUCCAACUAGAAGAGGUGAUCUGGAAGUCCUGGGUUUCAACAUGAUUCAGUGGGCAGCCUCAGAGCUUCCUUGGGAGAAAAAAAUUUCUGAACCUCCAGAAGUUAUUCAAAAAGAGAAGAUAAAAUAUAUGAAUGAUUUGUCAACUUUAAUGAAGGCAUGUUUUAAGAAAGGAAGUCCACCACAGCCUUUGGUGGAAUAUUUUGCAUACAUUGUGAAACUUGCUCCAGACGAGUGUCCAAACUACGAUUUAUGCCGCAAAAUUUUUAAAGAUGGACUGAAAAAGUGUUUAGGCUCACUGCAGAAUGUUAAAUUGGAAUUCAGUAUUACUUCUGAACAGAAGCCAAAGAAGCCUGUUCGUAACACAAAAAGAAGUGCUAAAGUUGUUCUUUCAUCACCGUCAUCAGAUGAAGACUCUCCGAAGAGAAUAGCAAUAUCUAAAAGAAAAAACAAUCGUGAAGCCAGAAAUGUUCAUGACAUGUCAGAUGAAGAAAUGGACUUUAACUCUAGUGACAGUGAAGCUAAUAACUAUGUUGUAUCAAAGCCCAAAUCAAGGUCUGGAAAGAGAAAUCAUUAAUUAUAAAUGCUGAAAAAUUAUAAGUAAAGCUCUUUUGUAUUGCAAAUAGGAGACAAAAACCAUAAUUAAAGUGGAUGUUUUAUUGUGUUCUCCUUUAUUCUAAAUGGUUUUAAUGAGUUUUAAUCUUAAAUGGUCAUUUUUUUUUUUCAAAAUUAAUAUUAUAAACAACUGUUUCAUUCCUUCCACAAAGUUAACCUGAUUGUACAUAGUACUUCAGAACCAUAGAGUGAGCUGCUUAUUUGCAGUGACACUUAAGCCACACUCAUUCACAGAUCUAUUUCUGUGAGAAGAUUUCUUCGCGGUAAGAAUGAUUUUAUUUACAUCGCAUACUUGUAUUUUUGAAGUAUUAUGUCUUAAAAUAUAGAUUCACGUUUGAGUUUAGCAGGUAUUAUCUUUUGUAUUCCUAAUAAAACUGUACUUUUUGUUAAUUCAAUCAUAGGUUUAUAAAAUUUGUGGCAUAUUUGUACUUUAGACGGUGCCUAAUAAAAAUAUUGUCUUUUUGUCCAAGUA
Molecule: messenger RNA, 1950 nt
Organism: Schistocerca serialis cubense
Lineage: Eukaryota; Metazoa; Arthropoda; Insecta; Orthoptera; Acrididae
Gene: ball
Product: serine/threonine-protein kinase VRK1
Exons: 8
Coding region: 151-1440 (429 amino acids)
Biological process (GO): signal transduction; peptidyl-serine phosphorylation
Cellular component (GO): nucleus; cytoplasm
Molecular function (GO): protein serine/threonine kinase activity; ATP binding
Source: RefSeq, a predicted model, not a curated record